AUGAAAUAUAUAGAUAUAGGAGUCAAUCUUACUGAUGAUAUGUAUCAGGGCAUGUAUCAUGGCAAGCAGAAGCAUCAAGCUGACUUGCCUAAAGUACUACAGCGAUCAUGGGACAAUGGUUUGGAUAAGAUCAUCAUAACUUCUGGUCGUUUGUCAGAGGUGCAGCAGGCAUUGAACAUUAUAAAGCUUCAACAACAACAAGGUCAGCAGCAGAGAUUGUUCACAACCAUUGGUGUUCAUCCUACACGUUGCACAGAGUUUGUUGAUGACGAGCAAAAGUAUAUCGAUUCACUGCUGGAACUGUACAAUGCCAACAAAGAGUCGAUUGUGGCCAUUGGCGAGUUUGGUUUGGACUAUGACCGUUUGGAGUUCUGUCCCAAGGACGUACAGCUCAAGUACUUUGAGCUGCAGUUCAAGUUGGUCGAGGCCACUGGACUGCCUCUAUUCCUACAUCUUCGCAAUGCCUUUGGAGAUUUCAUGGAUGUCAUUAAGAGACAUCGUCAUACAUUCAAAUAUGGUGUCGUUCACUCCUUUGAUGGCACGGCUGAAGAGGCAAAGCAGAUCAUCGAGGCCGGACUUUACAUUGGAAUCAAUGGUUGCUCACUAAAGACUGAGGACAAUCUCAAAGCAAUGGCAACAAUACCUUCGGAUCGUCUACUUAUUGAAACUGAUGCACCUUGGUGUGAUAUCAGACGUACACAUGCUUCACAUAAGUAUGUAAAGACAACAUUCGAAUCAGUCAAGAAGCCAGAGAAGCAUGAAAUAGACAAAUGUGUACAAUCACGCAAUGAACCAUGUCAUAUUGUUAAUGUGUUGGAAGUUAUUGCAGGAUGUAGAAAUGAGUCAAUUGAUACUCUGGGUAACAUUAUCUAUGAGACUAGCAAUCAAAUAUUCUUUCCAUCAUCAUCCUCCACAAAUAUAAGUACAACUACAACUACAACU
This is a messenger RNA of Acytostelium subglobosum LB1, 942 nucleotides long. RefSeq lists its product as hypothetical. Gene Ontology annotation, cellular component: cytosol. The record is from RefSeq and is a predicted model, not a curated record. Gene Ontology annotation, molecular function: 3'-5'-DNA exonuclease activity. The annotation marks the transcript as partial. The transcript is spliced from 3 exons. NCBI's taxonomy places the organism in Eukaryota, Evosea, Eumycetozoa, Acytosteliales, Acytosteliaceae.